Oncorhynchus kisutch (coho salmon) is the source of this 5835-nucleotide messenger RNA. RefSeq lists its product as uncharacterized. Lineage: Eukaryota; Metazoa; Chordata; Actinopteri; Salmoniformes; Salmonidae. The transcript has a single exon. The coding region runs from base 109 to 429 and encodes 106 amino acids. The record is from RefSeq and is a predicted model, not a curated record.
ACCCUUGGCUGACUAAUUCAAUAAUCUAUCCUUGUUUGCUAUUGUGGUUGGCUACUUCAAUAGAUGACCCUCAAAAGGAGUUGCUAAGACACUCACUGUCAGUGAACCAUGAAGGAAGACAUCUUGGAUUUUUUCAGUAACUUGUGGAAGGUGGCCACCACCAAGCAUGACCAGGGGAUCUACAAUACAGUCUGCCUGGUGGUGCUGCUAGCCCUGCCUAUGGUGGUGCUCUUCACUUCUCUGGUGGUGUGCUGCCACUGCUGCUGCUGUCGCCGGGCCAACUCCACUGGUUGCUGCGGAGACAGCCCAAGUUCAGACACAGCCAAAUCAGACAAAAAGAAGAAGAAGAGUCCCAAAAAUGAGGACUUGUGGAUCUCGGUCAAAACAGGACCUAUGACACAAGACAGGGUUGCCCUGACGAUGGUGUAGUAGUCGUGACUGAUGUUCAGAUAAGGUUUCAUUCUUUUGUAUUUAUAUGAAGCUCUUUUUUACUGCAAGGUACAGGUACAUAAUGCUGGGCAAGGCCAGGCCUUAGCCUUUUAAAGGCCCUAAGCGAUAUUUGUUUUUAAGUUUUAAAGUUAAUUUCCUGCAAUUCUACACAUUUUGCCAUGGGGUGUACAGAAAAUGUUUUCGUUUUAAAUCACCCUUUUCCAGUUCUACACAUUUUGCCAUGGCGCAGAAAGAACUUUUGCAAUUUUAUAACAAAUUUCAUGCCAUUCUACACAUUUUGCCAUGGGGUAGAGAUACAUUUUUUGACCGUUUGAAAGCAACUUUCCUGCAAUUCGACAUAUUUUGCCAUGAUUUAAUGAUACCUGAGUGACAGUGACGAACAAAAUCAACGAGGGCCCCAUGGAGGUCAGGGCCCCUAGGCACGUGAACUGCGUGCCCAGUCGGUAUUCAGCCAUGAUUAUGCCUGGAGCCGGCACUGGUGUUCAAUAUGCUCCAUAGAAACUCCUGAAAGAGACUAAAAGAGCCAAUAAUAUGUGAUUGAUUGUGUGUGUGCGUGCAUGUAUAUGUGUGCCUGUGCAUAUGCACGUACGUGUUACUCUCAAACUCAACUCUGUACCUUGAAGCUAGUUCCACAGCAUUUUUUGUAUUGUUUCCUUCUAAUCACAGACUGAUUUAGACCUGAGACACCAGGUGUGUGCAAUUACCGAUCAGGUAGAACAGAAAACCAGCAGGCUCCAGACCUCAAAGGGUAAGAGUUGAAUACCCCUGUGUUAGAGUGUGCACUCAACCAGAAGGUUGAGGACUGCUUUUUAUUUCCAAUGCUGGAGGCCAGCAAUCUAGUAUUGUGAUUCGAUUAGAAAGAUCAUGUUUUUUAUAGGUUAGACCAUUUCAAGUUCAAAGCACUUGCAGUUAUUGCACUUACAAUGUGAACAAUGUGAACUUAUGUAACUACUUUGAAAUCUUUUGCUGUAUCUGCUAUAUCCACUAAAUGGAGAUCUCAAUUCCAUUCAUGAGUUGACUAUCAAUCGCUGAAUUUAAUAGAACAAAGUGAAGCACUGAGAUCUUUCAUUUACAUUCCCGUAGAGUAUGCUAAAGCUCAGUAUUGUUGAUGAAUGAGUGUUUCUACCCAACAGUUCCAUGUGUUACGUUACCUUAUGCUCACAUUGCCAUGUGUACUGUCUUGCACUGUCCCUAUUGGUUCAUAAAAUCAUUAUGCGUUAUUAUUAUUAUCUCCAGGCUCUCAGACUUUGGGGUGCUAAGUGAAUCCUUCUUACAUCUUUAUCCCUCAGUGCCAAUAGCCAUCAUUUCACAUGUAGUGAUAUUUACUGGCAUAUCAUAGUUGAGGUACUAUGCCGUCAUUCAGUAUUUUCUACACCAUUGUGUUGAUAAAAUAUAAGUUGUGUGCAUAUGGGGCAUUGUGUGCUAAAUGCACACAUUUUGGCGUGGCAGGUAGCCUAGAGGUUAGAGUGUUGGGCCAGUAACCGAAAGGUUGCUAGAUCAAAUCCCUGACCUGACAAGGUAGAAAUAUGUUGUUCUGCCCCUGAACAAGGCAGUUAACCCACUGUUCCUAGGCUGUCAUUGUAAAUAAGAGUUUGUUCUUAACUGACUUGCCUAGUUAAAUAAAAUAAAAAUGUAUGCAAAUAGAAGUUUAUAAUUGAUUUACAAAUCCGGUGACAAAUCAGUUUCAUUUGUUUUGUUUUUUAUUAUCCCUGUUUUAAGAUCCAUAUUUUGUGCCUAAUAGGCUUCUGUAUUAGUUAUUCACUAAUCUUUGAUCGAGCCAAAUUAUGCAUUAGAACAUACAGGUAACUGACAAAAUAAAGGAAACACCAACAUAAAUAGGGCGUUGGGCCACCACAAGCAGCAAGAACAGUUUCAAGGUGCUGUGGCAUAGAUUCUACAGUCUGGAACUCCAUUGGAGGGACACAACACCGUUUUCCCACAAUAAAUUCUAUAAUUUGGUGUUUUGUUCAUUGUGGUGGAAAACUCUGUCUCAGGCAUGAUCUGGUGAAUGAGGCAUGCAUGCAUGCACGCACACACACACACACACACACACACACACACACACACACACACACACACACACACACACACACACACACACACACACACACACACACACACACACACACACUUUAAACCCCCCUAAGCUCCUUUGAGACCCCUCUUUCAAAGUCAAUGAGAUUUCUUCUUCUAGUCAUGCCAAAACAAUGGGAAACUGGGCAUUUUACAUAUGACCCUAAGCAUGAUGGGAUGUUAACUGCUUAAUUAACUCAGGAACCACACCUGCGUAAAAGUACUUGCUUUCAAUAUAAUUGGUAUCACUCAUGCAGGGCUAUAUUCCAACAGAUCCGAUUUAGCCGACAUCCAGAUAGCGGUUGUUUUGACGUGUCAGAGGUGGAACUGUGUUACAGCUGUCAAAUCCACAAGCGGCUCCUGGCAUUAUAGCCUACCUAAAGGGGACAUUGCCAUUGACUGCACGGAGUCGCAUUAAGAUAAAUCUCCUGCAGCCUUGUUUACAGGUUUGAACACUGGAAUGUGAGAUGUAAUCUACACCUCGAUUAGGCUGAUAGAAAUCCUCAUUACUUUAAUGAUUUUUGAUUUGAACAUCAUUAUUUCUGUAUAGCCUACACUCUCCUUUUGAACUUUUAAUGCAAGGGUGAUUGAUGGGUUACAAUGAUCAAGAGCAGCUGCUCUCCAAUUUGACAGCUCCAACGCAGUGACACCUUCGACACCGCCAGAACAUCAGUUAUGUGGGGGGCGGCUACCGCCAGUUAAUGCUCGAUCUGAUUGAGUCUAGGCCUUACUCAAGUGUUUCCUUUAUUUUGUCAGUUACCUAUAUAUUCUGUCUGUUUGUCAUCACACAAGAAAUCGCUGAGGUGAUACAUUUUCGAGUUAUGAGCUCAGGCCACACUGGCGGCUGCGUGAAUCAUUUAUCCUGUCAUUUGAUUUUACAAAACAGCUGGAGAAAAGAGGGACAAAAUAACGUAUUUUUGUAGCUUUGUUGAUUCUUUGUUGGUUGGUUCAUGUGUGGUUCACAAUAGAUGUGUUUAGAAGAUUUCUGUUAUCUUGUUUGUUGCAUAAAUUGACUUCAUCCCUAGAGAACUUGGGCAAAUGUAUCAUAAUUUAAUCCUAUAUUUGGUAACCAACAUAAAGCAUUAGCAUCCACACACUCUGGAUGUUUGUUGUUAUUUCAAACUGAUGUAGUGAUAGUCUGGUUCUGGAGCAGUGACUAGCCAAUUCUAUGUGUCGAGAUAAUGAUUUGGGGGUUUCCUACUCUCUGUCAGACAUGCCGUGUUGCUGAGUUCUACAGCUCUGACAGGCCUAGACAUUCAGAGGCAGAGCACAGACAUUCAGUGGAAAGUCUAUGUGGGCUGAUGGCAGUUUGUCUGCCAUGACACAACCCACCAACCCCAGCAGUACUCCACUUCUAAACAAAACAAGUCUUGUUUGAAUACUACACUACCACUCAUGGAAAAAUUACAUCAACCCUUUCCUUAGCCUCACACACACUUCAAUGGAGAUUCAGCCUAUGCUCAUGGGUAGGUACUCUGUUGUAUGAAAGCCUGUUUGUCAGAUGCCACUUUGGAAUCUGAGCACCAAACUUGAGCUCAUGUUGAACUUGUUCUCUGUGAGUGAGGUAAAUAGCCACAGACUCAAAACACUGCUGCAUGUAUACUCAAAAGUGUUGGGAUGACAAAAUAAGCAUAUGUUAAUUGACAAUUGAAGUAACCUUUGAAGCAAGAAUAAGCGCAUAAAGGAGUCAUUCUCAGGGUAAAACUGUUUUACUUAUUUUUUCUACAGGAGAUUACAUGUGUCUAACUGGAUAAAAAUGUGUGAAGAAUUGUGUGUGAGGCAUUUCCUUCCCUUUCCAUCCCUAUUACAUUCAUCUCAGCAUUAAAGACAUGCUACGCUACUUUGCCGACUAAGAAAGUAUUUUUUAAUAACCUCCCACUUUGGGCUGGAUGUGUGAAUGUGUAGUUCAUACAUGUAUAAUCUAAGAGCAGAAUACUGUCUUACCUCAAUUAUUCACAAUUCCUAAUUUCAAAGUGACUGGUUUCUUGAACCUGUGCCGCACCAUUUCCCCUAUAUUUCCCCCACGUCGACAGCCCCCUAGAAAUUAGAGUUCUAGCCAAUGAGUUUCAGCCCCUCGCAUUUGUGUAUUUCUAGCAAGAGACCUGCCCUUCAUUAUCUAAUGAGGUUGCAGGGCGGGCCCAACAGCUCAUUGGACACAGCAGAGAGAGAGAGAGAGAGAGAGAGAGAGCAAUGAUGUGGUCCACAUAUCUGCACAUAUGUGGCGUACAGUAGUACGCAAUUGUCGGGGACCACUUUUGGCUCGUGAGUGUUACUUUCAGACUAGUGGCUGAAAAGUAUUAGAGAAUCUCUUUAAGAGCUCAUUUGCCCCGCAGUGCUGUUAUAGGAACCAAUCUUCUUUAUAGUAAUUUGCAAUCAAUGUGGUUCAAAUAGCUAUUGCAUCAAUUGGCUCCUGUGAGACAUUUCAAAAGCUCAGCUAGAAUAUUCCACAGUAGGCCCCAUCCUCUUCUUCCUUCUUUUUCAUUCUCGCUUAACUUUGUGAAUAUCUUUCUUGCAUUGUUAUUCACACAGUCCAAUGUGUGAAAUCAUUCCUCAGCAGUAAAUUGAAACGACAGCUGAGAAACCAGGGGAAGUUGAGAAACCUCAACUUUUGGUAUGAUACACAACUCAAGUGUAGGUUAUCCUAGACUGUGUCUGUCAAAGAGAAAACCAUAGUCAUUCAACUCAAAAAGGACAUAAAUAGGGACCAUUUUCAAAUGUCCUGUCAAGAUCAGGUUACCUGUGAGGUUAUGUCACAAAGUGAUAUGAAUGGUAAAAAGCAAAAGGAAACUGCAAAUCUGCUAUUCUGUUUUUCUGGUAUAUCUAACCUUUUCUGCAAAUCUAACCCUGUUUCUGGGAAAGAGAUGGUGAAAAUCAAACGUGUUCUACUUCGUUCCUCUUCAAGUAUGAAUUUAAUUAGUUGAUUAACAUCAACUGCAUCUUUUUGAUAAACACUGUGUGAAGUCAUGUCCCAUUCAAAUAGCACUCUCUGUCACUGCAGGCAUAGAUGCUACUGUGUCACGCCCUGACAUUAGAGAUCCUUAUUAUUUUCUAUGAUUGGUUAGGUCAGGGUGUGACUCGGGUGGGAAAGUCUAUGUUUUCUAUUUCUUUGGUUUUUGCUGAGUGUGGUUCCCAAUCAGAGGCAGCUGUUUAUCGUUGUCUCUGAUUGGGGAUCAUAUAUAAGUUGUCAUUUUCCUUUUGGAUUUUGUGGGGUCUUUGUUUUCUCUUUAGUGUCUGUUACCUGACAGAACUGGGCGCUUUCGGUUUGUUAUUUUGGUUGAGUGUUUUUUGGAUAAUAAAAUCGUGAACACUUUC